AUGGCAACAUCCUCUGUGGUGCUUUCAAUUUUAAUGACAAACACCCCAACGGAGACAUCCCCUGCGGCACCUUCAAUUUCAAUGUCAAACACCCCAACGGUGAUAUCCCCUGCGACGCCUUCAAUCUCAACCUCAAACACCCCGAUGGUGACAUCCCCCCGCAGCACCUUCAAUUUCAAUGUCAAACACCCCGACGGUGACAUCCCCCGUGGCACCUUCAAUUUCAAUGUCAAACACCCUGAUGGUGAUAUCCCCCGCGGCGCCUUCAAUCUCAACCUCAAACACCCCGACGGCGACAUCCUCCGCGGCGCUUUCAAUCUCAACCUCAAACACCCCGACGGUGACAUCCCCCACGGCACCUUCAAUUUCAAUGUCAAACACCCCGAUGGAGACAUCCCCCGUGGCACCUUCAAUUUCAAUGUCAAACACCCCGACAGUGAUAUCCCCUGCAGUGCCUUCAAUCUCAACCUCAAACACCCCGAUGGUGACAUCCCCUGCGGCACCUUCAAUUUCAAUGUCAAACACCCCAAUGGAAACAUCCCCUGUGGCGCCUUCAAUCUCAAUGUCAAACACCCUGACAGAGACAUCCCCAACAGAACCAUCAAUUCCAGUUUGACACCCCAAUGGAGCCACAAAUGA
Molecule: messenger RNA, 639 nt
Organism: Laccaria bicolor S238N-H82
Lineage: Eukaryota; Fungi; Basidiomycota; Agaricomycetes; Agaricales; Hydnangiaceae
Exons: 1
Coding region: 1-639 (212 amino acids)
Source: RefSeq, a predicted model, not a curated record